AUGACCGCCUGGUCAACAUGUGCAAAAGGAUGUGCGCCCUUUUGCCCCGCAUUCUGUACCAGACAGCGCCCGAGUCUGAUGCGAAAGAGAUUAGUUUCCGUGAUGCCCAAAGCGGUUGUUGCCUCUCAGGUUGCCCAGGAGAGACAACAGCAAGUCGCCUCGAGACGCAAUGGCAUUCAGCCACAUGAAAAAAGGUCACAUCGAGACGAAAAUGGAUGGCGGUGA
Molecule: messenger RNA, 225 nt
Organism: Protopolystoma xenopodis
Lineage: Eukaryota; Metazoa; Platyhelminthes; Monogenea; Polystomatidea; Polystomatidae
Source: the annotation of a GenBank genome assembly